UAACUUCCUGCAGAUUCUAAACACAAGCUUGCUCGCUCACUCACACAUAAAGCUACCUCUUGACAACAGCUACCACUAGCUCUUACAACGAGCCAGCUUGCAGUACAGAGAAGAGGCAAUGAGCGGUGGGGUGUGGUUUCCUGCACUGGGGCUGGUGGCCUGGCUGUGCUGCCUCAGGCUGGGGCCAGUUCAGGGGGAGAAGGUGCUGGUUGUGCCUAUGGAUGGAAGUCACUGGCUUAGCAUGAAGAUACUGGUGAAGGAGCUGAGCCGCAGGGGCCAUGAGGUUUUGGUGCUGGUGCCUGAAUACAGCCUGCUGAUGAAUAGUUCAGACAGCUUCAAGACAGAGUUCUACCCAGUGUCCUUUACCAAAGCUGAACUGGAUGGAAAACUAAACGAGCUUGCGGAUGGAGUGUUCCUCAAGCCACCGGAAUUCACAGAUCUGUUUAUCAAUGUGCAGCGUCUGGUUAGCUUUACUUCACUGCAGGUCAAAGGCUGCGAGAGUUUGCUGAACAACCAGCCUCUUAUGAGUCAACUGAAGGAUGAGGGGUUCGAUCUUGUGCUCACAGACCCCUUCCUUCCCUGCGGCUCCAUUCUGGCUCAUGUCUUUUCUAUUCCAGUGGUCUAUUUCCUGAAUGGACUUCCAUGUGAGCUGCAUGCAAAGGCUAGCCAGUGUCCCUCUCCUCCUUCCUACGUUCCUGUGGCCUAUUCUGGUAAUACAGACAUCAUGACCUUCCCACAGAGAGUCAAAAACAUGUUGAUGUCUACAAUGGAGUCCUACUUGUGCAGAAUAAUGUAUGUCCACUUUGACGAUCUGGUCAGCAAUUAUUUAGGAGACAACAUGAGCUACAAGGACCUUCUUAGUCAUGGCGCUAUGUGGCUUCUCAGAUAUGACUUUGCUUUUCAAAGACCCAGACCUCUCAUGCCAAACAUGGUUUUAAUUGGAGGUAUCAAUUGCAAUGCAAAGAAAGCUCCUCUGCCAGCGGACUUGGAGGAGUUUGUGGAUGGCUCAGGGGACGACGGCUUUAUUGUCUUUACUCUGGGCUCAAUGGUGUCCAGCAUGCCUGAGGAUAAGGCUAAACAGUUCUUUGAGGCCUUUCGGCAAAUUCCUCAAAGGGUUCUGUGGAGAUACACUGGAGCCCAACCUAAAGAUGUACCCAAGAAUGUGAGACUUUUGAAGUGGUUACCUCAGAAUGAUCUUUUAGCCCAUCCCAAAGCUAAAGUCUUCAUGACUCACGGAGGUUCCCACGGUAUCUAUGAGGGGAUCUGUAAUGCUGUACCCAUGUUGAUGUUGCCACUGUUUGGGGACCAGGCGGACAAUGUACAUCGCAUGGUGUCCCGCGGUGUGGCAGAGAAACUCGGAAUGUAUGAUGUGACGACUGAAAGCCUAUUGGCUGCACUUAAUAAAAUCAUCCAUGACAAAAGUUACAAAGAGAAGAUGGUGAUGCUGUCUCAGAUUCACCUGGACCGCCCUGUUCAGCCUUUGGACCUGGCUGUUUUCUGGACCGAGUUCGUGAUAAGACACAAAGGAGCCAAACACUUAAGGGUAGCUGCACAUGACUUGAACUGGAUUCAGUACCAUAGCCUGGAUGUCAUCGGCUUUUUUGUCGUCAUUCUCCUAACUGUUUUGUGGGUGACACUCAAAUGCUGCAUGUUCUGCACCCGUAAGUGUUGCAGAAAGGGGACUUCAAAGAAGAAGCAACAGUAGUGUUUCUAAUGCAACAGUCAUAAGCUUUUAUAAACUGUAAUGAAGUAUAAUGGAGGUUGAAACACUGCAAUGACAUGUCACACUAGUGUUAUGUGUGUGUGUGUGUGUGUGUGUGUGUGUGUGUGUGUGUGUGUGUGUGUGUGUGUGUGUGUGUGUGUGUGUGUGUGUGUGUGUGUGUGUGUGUGUGUAUAAAUAAUUGACUUUGAGCCACUCUCUGGAAAAACAAACUAUAAAGCUAAUAACAUUUUUUUUUAACUUUGUCAUGGAUUUAUUUUGUAAUAUUUUUAUAACAAAUGUUUUAAAUGUUUUAAAAAAAAUGUUUUUUCUUUUAGCUGCUCUCCCUCACUGGUAACAUUUCUUACAUUCUCGCAUACAGCUCCUCAGGUUAAUGUCUAGAUAAAUUCAAGGUUGCAGUGCAUGUGCGAAAGGGGCUAUAGUCUGCCAGUGAGCAGUAGUAUUCAGGAAUGUAUCAGAGGGCACUCAAAGGCUGUUAUUAAGGAAGCAGAUGGCUGUUCACUGUUAUUUACUAAGUGAUGCUAAGGUGUGAACUUGUGACCUUUCAGUCAAAGUUUUAUUUGGGACCCUCAGGCUGCUGUUAGUUUGCAGUCAACCAAAGCUAUGUGGAUGCACUAUUGAACAGCCCAUUAUCUUACCCAAGAAGAAUGUCAGCUAGUCUUUAUUUUUCUCCCUCCGACUCUGCCUACUAGCAAAAGAAGAAAAGCAGGGAAGGCUCUGUGGAUAUAUCAUAGCUUCAAUUCAACCAGGAGCCCCUGUGGCCUGUCGAGAGAAGCCAAACAAUGUGUUCAAUGUGGGCAGAAUCUUCAGCUCGGUCUGAAGAUAAAUUAUGUGUCAUCUUGGGUUCUACCUGGGCCGCGUUGAGUUUUAUUAAAUUUACCAGCACUCAA
This is a messenger RNA of Perca fluviatilis (European perch), 2610 nucleotides long. RefSeq names its product UDP-glucuronosyltransferase-like. The record is from RefSeq and is a predicted model, not a curated record. The coding region runs from base 119 to 1705 and encodes 528 amino acids. NCBI's taxonomy places the organism in Eukaryota, Metazoa, Chordata, Actinopteri, Perciformes, Percidae. Gene Ontology annotation, molecular function: UDP-glycosyltransferase activity. The transcript is spliced from 5 exons.